Pezoporus flaviventris is the source of this 7436-nucleotide messenger RNA. RefSeq names its product transmembrane protein 275 (gene TMEM275). The transcript is spliced from 3 exons. The coding region runs from base 4191 to 4751 and encodes 186 amino acids. The record is from RefSeq and is a predicted model, not a curated record. Lineage: Eukaryota; Metazoa; Chordata; Aves; Psittaciformes; Psittacidae.
GAAGUAGGAAAUAUCCCUGAUGAAACGUGGUGUGUAUGUUGGGGAUUGCUGUUGUCCUGAGGGAGAUUACGCAUUAAGUGUGGCUGCCAAGUCUCUCUGGUCAGAAAAGCAAGUUUUGGUCUACAUUCAGAAACAACAAAGGCUUCAUCCUUGACAUGAGAACAGUCAUAUGGGAUCAAGUAAAAAUAUCUAUCUUGCCUAUUAUUCUUCCUCAACAGUAGUCAAUAGUAGAAGCUUGGGUUAUAUGGGCCAUGACACACCUAGAGGAAGCUUUCCUCCUCAGGCUGUUCCCAGUGAUCAGAAACAUUGGGACAUCAUGAAGCUGCAGCUGGUCUCUUGUGUUUGGCAGGUCCAGUCCCACCUAUGUCCUGGGUCUGAGCAUGUGAAUACUGUUGCUGUCCACAGUGAAGUCCUGUGAUUUUAAUUAUACACUGUACAAGGAGGUGUCUCCUUCUUGCGUUUGAAUCUCCUGCACAGUCAUUUCACAGCUGCCUCUAGGAAUGCCAAACACUUUUUUACCUCUUUCUUUCUGUACCUGAUGUUACAGAGAAGUAAGAAUUGCUGAAGAAAUUGGCCGUGCCCUCUUGGAAUUGCCAUAGAGAGCACAGAGCCAUGAGAGAGCAGACCCUGAAAGUGCAAACUGUCAGGUGGACAUGGUGGCAUUUAGAGUUGGUUUGGAGCAACAGCAGAUUCAGUCUGGCGUUCCCUUCCCUUAAGAGGCAAUUAAAAUGUAAAUGCAGAGAGAGAUGCCAGUUCUGGAGACCUCGUGGAAAUCUGCAGGGGGACGUUUCGGCAGUGACCUUUGUCUAAUGAUCUUAUUGGACCAUAAACUUCCAGGCAUUCUCUGUCUCCCACAUGCUCCUUGUGUGAUGGGUAUGGCUCAGCAGGCAGCAUCAUGGGCUGCUGCUUUUUCGGUCCUGUUGUGCUGAGGAACUGGGCUGUUGGCAUGCUGCAGCUCUAGUAGACAUGGAUGCUGCUCACACAUUUUCAGUCCAGUGUUAGUCCCAACCAAAAACCCUGUGAAAGCAUGGAUCAUUCUUAUCCAUCCCACCUGUUUUCAGUUAUUCUUGCAGAGAGAAACCCCAGAAAGCCAGCAUGAUAUCUAAGGGCUUCAUAUGUGGUAAUCACCACCCUGACCUGCUUCAGACCAGGAGGUGGUGACACUGAACCGAAGCCCAGCCUUUGUGUGUGCAAGGCUGCCUGAGUUAGGUUUCUUAGUAAUUAAACCAGAGUCAGUAACCGACAAUGGGAAAAGGCAAUUUUGCCUCUCAUUCAUAAAUUUCUGACUUAAGCUGCUUUCUGAAUUCAGCAGGAGCUGGGAACAAACAGCUUCUCCCAGAGGAAUAUGAUUUCUAGUCAUCUGAGGAUUGGGAUCUUGCUUCUAAAGAAGGCAAGGCUUCCAGGUCCUGGCAAUUUCGAAAUUAGGAGCCAUCAGUCUGGCAAAACCCCCUUGCUAAAUCAUGAAUGCUCAUGAGCUAUCAAAGCUCUGCAAUGCAAUGAUUCUGCUUUGAUUUAUACCAGUGGGAAAUCUAGCCUUUAAAUUUAGUUCUUGAAUUAGCAGUUGUUUUAAUCACAUGAAGGCAGUCUGCCAGGUUGUCAGGGCCACAUAUGCAAAACACAGAAUGAUUGCUUCAGUGGAGCCCUAAAUAUCUAAUGUUUUACUAAGGCCUUUUUAUUGGGUUUAUGGACCAUUAGCAGAAAGUGUGAUGGGGAGUCAUGCAAGAGCCAACCUGAAGCGGGUGCAGCCUUCUUCAUGGCUUCCUCGUGCGAUUAAGGACCAGCUCACAGGUCAUUCAGUAUUAAUUGGCUCCCUUUGGAGCCUGAGUGCUUUAUGAAUGCUAUUAUAUAAACUGAUAGCAGGGGACUCAAAUCAAUGACCCUGGAGGUCUCUUUCCCUAUUACAGCCACUGUUCCUAAAUAACAUGGCUGUUUCUGCUGAGCUCUAUGAAGCCACAUCAAGAACAAGUUCAGCCACUCGGAUUUCUACCCAGCAACAGUCAGCAAACACUAAACACCAGUUCUGCCACAGGUGGAACUGUCUCUUCCAGAUGUGCCUUGGGAGAUUUUCUCUAGAAAAUGCUCCAUCGUGUGCUCUCCCUCACUUUUCUGGUAGGGAUGAGGACACUGAGCCAAUUUGAGCCUCAUGUUACAGGGCCAGGGAAUCCCUAGAGGAGAUGCUGCAUCUCUGGAAAGGCCUGAAAUGAGGUUUCCCAGUUAUUUAUUUCUAGAAGCCCAGGCAGUCAAUUUUUCUGACCAGCAGUGCUUUUCUGAUACCCCGCCCCGGCCCUAGUAAUACAGUGUGCUGCUAGCAUUACCCAAGCUAAGGAGAAAACAGAGUUGUGUUCCUCAGCAGGGGCCGAACCCCUUUCUACAAAGCUUUUUUUUUGCCUGAAUUUCUAGGAUGGCCUGUAAGUAGAAAUGCAACGUGAUGCAGUAGAGAAUGCGGCUGUAAUAAGAAUACUUAGGAUGAAGUAGUGCCUGGAGAAUAGAGAGAAAUAAGUGUUCAUUCCUCUUCAGCAAUUUCUCUCUCUGACCUUUGUUUUUCACUGUCUCUGUGUUACUUUUCUCCUUCUCUCUCUCUCGAGAUCCUGAAAGCAGUAAUUUAAAAAAGAGGGGAGCAUGAUUCAUGUUCAAUCAGCUUCAACCUGCUUCGUACAGGAUUCUUCUGCAAUAAGCUGGAGAAGAGCUUCUGUUUGGUUGUCACUGGCAGCAUCCAGGCUGGUUACAGCAGUGUGGGCAUGGAGAGCAGAUAAGGGCAUGUGAGCCUCAGCACCGCUUAAGCUGUGGAAAGGAUUACCUGCACUCCAUCCAGUGCACAACUUGGAGUUUGCCUUGUUUCCUGCGGUCCCCAACUCUGCAGACAGCGAUUGUCUUGUUAAUACGGGUGCUGAGAUCUUGGCUAUGAUUGAAACAGGGUCUAGAAUCAGGCAUGUUUUACGUUUAAGCAAACCUGAGAUCUGUUUGCCUCGUUAAAACAGUACUUUUGCAUAUGAAGACCUGUUUUGUUUGGAUUUGUGAGCUCCCACACCCUGAACAUUUACAUGUCUGGGAGGUCCUGUCUCAGCAUCCUCACUGCCGACCAGGAGUCACUCCUGCAUCCCUCCAGCAUCCAAAGGCGCCCGGACACCAGUUGUAAUUCGAUUUUUAUUGCUCAAAAUGUGCUUUUCUACCCUCUUGCGUUUAAGAGAUCCCUUCCUCUACAGCAAGCAGGGAGCCCGCAUCUUACUCCUUGGCAUUUAGCGGUGCUGUUCGCCUCCUCUCCCCGGCUCUUUGUUCCCCGGCCGGGGCUGUCCCUCUGCGGAGACCGGCUCCGGGGAUUUUCCUGUGUCCGGGGGGGGAAAAGGGGGGCUGUUCUGCUCCGGGCACCUCUGUCAGCUGAAGGGGGCGGGAGCUGCAGCCCUGAAGUAGAAAAGGAAGAGGAAAAGAAAGCGCGGGGAGAGGGUGAGAGCCCGCCGGACGGUGGGGCUGAGCCCUGCUGGGGACCGCGGGAGGGAGGAGGAGGAGGAGGAGGAGGCGCGAGAGGAUGCAGCGGGGCAGCGAUGCUGCGUCUGCCUGAGGAGAAGGACAUCAUCCUCGGAGGGGAAGGAGGGAAGUGGGGAGAAGGCGGCCAAGCUCGCACAGAGCCCGCUGAGCUCUCCCGGGGCUCGCCUGGCACCCGAGCAAAGUUUGCCGAGCUCGGUGAACAGCGGGGAGGAGGCAGGUGAGAUCCUUCUCCCAGCGCUUCCAGCCCUGGCUAUGCUGGGACUAGCCAUGGCUUUGUCAUCCCCGACUAAAGGGUGAAGGAAGACGCGGGGCACCCGCUCUCUCCAUCACCUUCCCCGGCACCACGCUCCAAUCCAGGAAUCCCCUGUGUGUAAUCCCUGAUGUUUUAUAUGGAGAUUGAGACAAGAGCAAACAAUGAUCCACUUUGUUCCCAGGCCAAACACACUGUCUUCUAUGUACUCUUGGUUACCCCAUGGUGUUUGUGCAGGUCAUGUCCUAGCUUUGUGAUGGUGCUGUCUCCCAAGUUCUUCUGUCCCCAGGCUGAUGGGAGAGGUCUCUACUUCAGGCAGGGUUCCUUUGGAUUCUCCAGUGACUCCACUGCUUUCUGCUGGGAAAGGUCCAUUAUCAUAUGGAUUUCAAGGCAGCAGGAGACCAAAACUAACCUUCUCAACACAGUGUACAUCCUGUGAGGACUGAAGUGACCUCUGAUGAACCUCAACAUGUUCAGUGAAAAGAGCAGCGCCUCUUUGCCCCAGAAACCCAUCCAGAAAAAGACACGACCUCAGGGCCUCCCCUCCCCUGCCCUCUGCUGUGCUUGUGGACUUUGCAUCAUGCUAGCAGGGAUCAACAUCACCUUAGUGGGAGCAUUUGCCUUUGGGACCUUCAUCCCCAUGAACAACCCUCCCAUCAUCAUCGGACCCAUCUUGCUGGUGGUGGCCUUCACGUUCUUCGGUGCCUGCUGCAUCUGCAGCCGGAGGCCCCCAGCUCAUGGGGCGAGGAAAUCCAAACCAGGUUCCAACAUUGGGCUCAUCAAACCUGGCAACACAGCCUUUGAAAUUGAAACUAGCGAGCACACGGUGCAGGAUACCACUGCUGUUCAGCUGAGCCCCACAAAUUCCCCCAUCUCCUCAAAGAAGUCCACUCCAGUUCAUGAGAAUGCAAAGGCUUGCAAGCUCUUCACCAUGGAAGGCAAUGGACCAGUGGCCAAGUAUACCGCAGGAGGAGAGGCCAUACAGCUCAACUUGCCCAGGGACCUGGCUGCAUCCUAAACCCAGGCAGAGCUUUUGUUAGCAGCCAGCCAGAUGCUGCAAUGGGUGGGCUAGAGAUCCAUGAUGUGCCAUCGGUCAGAGAUGUGGGGAAGCUGCUUGUGAAAAGCCAGCAGACAGACGGGUUUUUCUCUGAAUCAAUUGAAGGGAGGUGGAUGCCACAGCAGGAUAAUUCUGAAUUUUUGCUGAAACAUGCCCAUUACAUGGCUUUAAAAAGAAAAUUGAUUAUGAUGUUGUUGUGAAAGGAUGACUCUCAGUUCCUGGGAAUACACCGGCUUUUUUUGGGAGUGGAUAGGAAGAGGUGAAUGAAUUAAUUUGUCUAGCUUAAUGUGGAAAUGUGAUGGCUGGAAGGAGGGGCUACACGGGGCUGACAAAUGACAGCUCUUUCUUCUCAGAAGUGAAGCAAUUCUUGAACAUAAAAGAAGCAGGAAUGCAGUAAAUUACAGCUUGCUGCCACUCAGUCACAAGAAGAUUUCAGCAUUUUUAGUGCCAGGCUUUUUGGCAGUAGGGACAAAGCUGUGUGUUUGCUAUCGAAAAAGCAGUGUGAAACAAUCUCCCCUCUGUUGAAAACACUUGUCCUGUGUUACCUUCGUUCAGGUGACUUCACCACCCAUUCUAGGAGACAACAAAUCACAAGGAUCACCAUUAGCACUGGUAUUUUCCUCUUGUUUUAAUCAGUUUGAGCUGCAGCCGUGCUGCUCAGUGCAGUAUGUAUCUUGGAAGGUCAGUUACACUGAAUCCUUGGGGAAUCUGGAGUAAGCAGAGAUUGGCAGGAAACUGGAAAUGAAAUCUUUGGGCAACAUGUGUACUGAGUGCUAGGCAGCUUCCUUCCCAUAUUUUUGUGGGAGGCUGGCCUUGGACACACACCAGCUUGGGAAAGGGGCCAAUAACUGUAUGGGCUUUAGUAUAGUUGUGAUGGAAGAUGGUGACUCUUAUUUCCUUCUCUGAAGUGUCUGCAAGAUCCAUUACACAGAGCGGGCAAUCGGCAGUAGAUCUCCUUGCUGCAGGAAACUGGCUGCUCAAUGAACUCAUGAGCUUGCAAAGCAAUGGGAUGAGUUUGCAGGAGAGAAUUUAUCGAGAGCUGUUCAGCACAAAGACAAUAGCUCUGCCUCGGAGGAACCCUUAUGUGAUGCAUUAUUGCUGCAAAAGCUUCAUGUUCUUCAAUGGGAAGAUGGUGCUGUGCUAAUGGGCCUUUGCUCUGACUCCUGUAGUGGCUGUUCACUUGUUUUGGAAGAUAAGGGAUUGGUGUGGGGAAGGACAGUGGUGAUAGGCAAGACCAGUAUGUGGGGAGGUAGCAGCAGGAAAGUGGGUUUUGUGUAGGAACGGCUGCAUAGAUUCUCUGUUAAUGGAAAACCUCAAUUUGAAAUGGGGCUCUUGGGACUUUGAGUGAUUAGGAAGUCAUAUGGACACAAGAGUGACCAUACCAGAUCAUUCCAAAGGCCCAGCUAGCCUAGCAUCCCAUUUCUGGCAGGGCCAAGAGCAAGGUCUGAAGAGCAUGAAGACAGCAAAACCAGGAUGUUGCUUGCUCAAAGUGCUCUCCCAGCCUCCAUGCUCCCAGCUAUUGCUUAGGUGCUUCCUGAUCUGGAAGUGAUAGAUUGCUUGAAGGUAGAUGAGUGUCUAUGGUCUGGUCUCUGCACAAUCAUCUCCUUUAGAGCUCAUUUUCAUGGGUGAGCUCUGCCUCCAGCACCGCUGCCCUUUGGCACACAGGAACUGCUGUACUGAACAAAAGGCUCCCACGGUUUUUUUCCUGCUGGUGACUGCUGUAUCAAUUCAACAGAGUAGCUUGAUGAUUUGGGUUUGAUUCCCAGCUUGCUGUCUCACCAGCCUUUUGGGAUGGCACACAACAAGCUGGAAGUCCUUUAGGGGCUUUGUCCACUUGAAUACAGUUACCGCAUCACUUUUCUUUGAGUAUCUGGAGCCAAAAAUACAGUAAAAUCAAGUGGUAACCAUACAACUCCUUUCCCUGCUUGCUCAAGGCUUGAAAACCAAGUCUGGGGUGUGCAUACCGGCUUUAUUACAGCUACACCACAAAAUGCUACCAGUGAUGGAUAAUACAAUGGCAGACCCCAUGCAAGUAGAAGGCAAAGGCCCCUUGGGCAGGAAUGGAGGCAGAAGUGAGACUUUGAAGGCCAGCUACGAGUUUAGUGUGGUUCACACUUGACUUGCAGCAUCACAGUCAGUACCAUACAGGGAACACUGGCACAGCCCUGGGACCAGGCACAUCCCGUGCUGCACGUGCAGGUUGUCAUAAAGCUAGUGUUGCUCUGGGAGCUGAUGCCCUUGGGACCAAAGAGACGACAACCAGCAGAGAUGGUACCUGGGCAAGCAGAGGUGUAGGACCAGCGAGAUGCUGAUCCCUGGUGUGGUGUGUCUGUAUGCCAAGCCAUGACCCCAGCCUCCUGCCCGCACAGCUAGGUGGGCAUGGGAACAGCUGCUGCCUUCUGAAGCAUGAAUGCCCUGCUUUUGCCUUUUUCUGUCUUUCAGGGUUCCCGUGUCUGUCUGUUGGUCCGCCUCUGUGAUCGGCUGUAAUGUUGUUGUAAAUCUCAUGCCUCCUUGUGUAGCAGGAGACAGGGAGUGUUUCUUGUUCUCCAAGUCAGCGUUUCUAGUGUGAGUCUUUUUCUAAAUGACUAUUUCUGUGUGUGCAAUGUGGAAUUUGGAAACGACAGACCCAUUAAAUAAUUGCACUCA